Messenger RNA from Funneliformis caledonium, 449 nucleotides. The record is from the annotation of a GenBank genome assembly. Lineage: Eukaryota; Fungi; Glomeromycota; Glomeromycetes; Glomerales; Glomeraceae.
AAUCAGAUGCAUUGCCUCUAAAUCCUCUUGACUUCUUAAAAUUUGGUCAAGCUUCAUACUAUUUUUUUGGCAGAAAUGCAAUACCUUAUCUAAAUAUUGAUGGUAAUGUUAGACGUGAUAGUAGUGUUAGGCUUGAUAUUAGGCUUCUUAGUGAUAACAGUGGGUUUGGUGGAUAUGAAGAUGAUGGUAGGUUUAGUAGGUAUAGAAACAGUGAUAGGUUUAGCAAAUAUGAAAAUGGUAGUAGGUUUGGCGGAUGUGAAGAUGAUGGUAGGUUUGGUAAGUAUAAAAAUAGUGGUAGGUUUGGCAGAUAUAAAAAUAGUGGUAAGUUUGGUAGGUAUAAAAAUGGUGGUAGGUUUGGCAAAUAUAGAAAUGGUAGUAGGUUUGUUAGAUAUAGAGAUGGUAGUAGGUUCAUCAAUAACAAGAGACGUCAAUUUAUUAUUAAAAAAUAA